Messenger RNA from Suillus subaureus, 1716 nucleotides. RefSeq lists its product as uncharacterized. Gene Ontology annotation, molecular function: CoA-ligase activity. NCBI's taxonomy places the organism in Eukaryota, Fungi, Basidiomycota, Agaricomycetes, Boletales, Suillaceae. Bases 1 to 1716 code for a protein of 571 amino acids. The record is from RefSeq and is a predicted model, not a curated record. The transcript is spliced from 10 exons. Gene Ontology annotation, biological process: secondary metabolic process.
AUGUACCACAAGUCCAUGUUCCCCGACCUCCCUGUCGUGCCAGAGGCUAAUGUCCACCACCUGCUCUUUGAUCGGCCAGACCAGCAGGCCUGGCCAGAUUAUACGUUAUACGUGAAUGCGACCACUGGUAAACGGUGGUCUUUCCGUCAAUUCGUUGAGCGUGUGCGCGAUGGGGCCACCGCUCUCGGAGCUGACAUCGAGCAAGGUGGUCUCGGUAUCUCCCUUGAGAAGGGUGAGAUCGUCGGGAUCCUAAGCGAAAACUCCCUGGACUAUAUUGCAUUAUUGCACUCUCUGUUGGCGAUUGCAGUGCCUUUCGCUAUGAUUUCUGGGUACUCGACUCCCUUCGAAUUCAAACAUGCUGUGUCACUGUCGCAGGCGACCCGGAUCUUUGUCAGCCCCUCAUUACUACCCCUUGCUUUGACCUCAGGUCUCCCAGAGGACCGGGUCUACCUGCUGGAAGGUCACAUCGAAGGCCGCUUGAGUUAUGAAGACCUUGUCAACCGCGCUCGACGAAAUAGAAUACCGCGCUUGCCUGUACAGCAUGCCACGCGAAACACUUUGGCAUAUCUGGUUUUCUCGAGCGGAACAAGUGGUCUUCCCAAAGCGGUUAUGAUAUCCCAUGGAAACCUAACGAAUUCACUCCUUCAGGUUAAGGUUGUAACAGAAGAGGUGAACAAGUUCCAGAAACCACCCGUUUGGAAUGGUCCCGACGGCAUGCAGGUGCUAUUUAACGUUCUUCCGAUACACCAUACGUAUGGUUUGCAUAUAUCAUGUUUUCGGGUGUUCUUUUCGCCACUCACCGUUGUCUUACUCCCGAAAUGGGACGUCAAUACCUUCCUCAACGCCAUUCCUAAGUAUCGCGCCACCACUUUAUACCUUGUUCCUUCUUUGGUCCAUCAGCUCGUACAUCGUCCUGAGUUCGAGGCCGCCGACUUUAGCACCGUCCAAGUUGUGCAUUGCGGAGCUGCCUAUUUGCCUGUGUCGCUUUCGGAAGCACUGCUUUCUCGUUUUACGGGCCUUGAGCGGAUAGGUGAAGGCUAUGGGAUGUCUGAAAGCACAAUAUCUAUUGCUAACAAACCCAUUCCCGGCGUACUUAACGGGCGGGCAAAAAACAAGCCAGGCUCCACAGGCGUCCUGCUUCCUGGCGUUGAGGUUAAGGUAGUGCGUGAGGACGGAACACUGGCCGGAGUGAACGAACCGGGAGAGCUACACGUUCGAUCGGGAUGUGUUGCGCUUGGAUACCGUAAUAAUCCGAAAGCAACCAAUGAAACGUUCGUCGAUGGAUGGCUUCGGACCGGUGAUAGGAUACGAAUUGAUGAAGACGGCGUGUUGUUCUUCGAGGAUAGAGCAAAGGAUACACUCAAGGUCUCGGGAUUGCAAGUCUCUCCUGUAGAGAUCGAGAACACGCUCUUGGUGCACCCAGAUAAACUCAUUAUUGACGCAUCAGUUGCGGGUGUGAGUGGUGGACGCACCCUUGACGAGCGGAUACCCCGGGCGUGGGUCGUGCUGUCUCCUGAGGGUCACAAAUUGGGAGCUGCUGCAACAAUAGCAAAGCUCCACGUAUGGGUGCGCGAGUCGUUGAGUAAAUAUAAAUGGCUCCGCGGAGGUAUUGAGGUGGUCGAUAUGAUCCCAAAAUCACCCACAGGAAAGGUAUUAAGGAGACAGCUGGUAGAGAAAUAUGAGCACGAGCAGAAGGCAGUUAAGGCCAAACUUUAG